This is a messenger RNA of Penicillium cataractarum, 6693 nucleotides long. RefSeq names its product putative myosin class II heavy chain (MHC). The record is from RefSeq and is a predicted model, not a curated record. Lineage: Eukaryota; Fungi; Ascomycota; Eurotiomycetes; Eurotiales; Aspergillaceae. The coding region runs from base 1 to 6693 and encodes 2230 amino acids. Gene Ontology annotation, cellular component: cytoskeleton. The transcript is spliced from 2 exons.
AUGCGCCGCUCUUCGAGUUCAUCGCGUGAAUUGCAAUUGACCGGACUUUCUUCCUCUUCCCUUCGCCCACAUCUAGAUCAACCCGUCUCUUCCGCCAGUGCGGCGUCUUCUCCGUUCCAUCCCAAAGACGCGCGCAUUCUACGUGACGAAUCGCAUCUGGGCCCGUCCCUGUUCCUCUCCUCUCCUUCAUCUGGAGAGUCGAGCCCGUCGACUGCCGGUUCGCCCUCCCAGCAGCAUUCCCCGCGGAGCAUCACUCUCGAGCCCCCGCAGCUGCCAUUCCUCUCGGCCCACCACGCCUCCCGUCGGCCCCAGGAAUCAUUAGUCUCGUCCCCGGAGACUCGCCGAGCGGAUAGCAGUGUUUAUUACACCACGGCCUGGGGGUCCCCGUACGCUGCACCUAGCACUCGGCGACUAUCGUUAACCCUCAGCCAAUUCGCCGGUGUCGACCAAGGUUCGCGUGAGAGCUCGCCUACCUCGUCCGUUGCGGCUGAUCACCCGGAGCUCCGACGAGCAAGUGUCGCCGAAGGAUUCACGGAUCAACCGCUGCAGGGAGAGAAGACUAUCAGGGAUUUCACUCAAGAUUGGAUCAAUCAGUAUCUGUCGGGACAACCACGGACAGAGAAAAGCAAUUGGUUAAGCGACGAUUCCGGAAGCGAGGCCCCGUCUUUCUUCACUGCGAAGAAUCACCUCGCGGACGAUCUUUCUGACGAUUGGCUCGGUCUUGAGGACGAUACUCGCGAAAGCGACCUGCUCAGGACCCCAACCCUUUCGGACUUUGUUGGUCGAAGGGCUGCUGCGCGCGCCAAAGGAAAGAAGAGUCAGCAUAAGCGCGCGGAUACUUUGCGCCAGGAGGAUUUUUGGGGGUUCGCGUACGAUAAGGAACCAUCAACCGACAUAAUGGCUGAUUCUCAAGAGUCACAACCACCCGCCGAGGCUGUGUCCCCGGUGGAAAAGCCGCUGCCGCCUCCACCAGCCAGUACAGCGGAUGAAAACACGAAUACUGGAAGCAAGGAGGAGUUGUCACAACCGGAUGCUCCCAAGAGGCAGGCCUCUGAUAUCAACACAUCAUCUGCGCCAGUAAUGCGGCGAAGAAAGAAGCUCGCGUGGCGCGGGAAAGCUUGUAUUAUUGAUCUGCCGAAUGAUGACCAGCGUGGUACCGAACAGUCUGGCUAUCGUCUGUUGACACGUGAAGAUGUGGAUGAACGUUUGAAACAGUGGGAGCAGGAAGGAUGGGACGUGCGUGGAUUCACUAUUGGCGACGAAGUUGAUCCUUCGGCAACCACCGAGCUCGGUGGGUUGAGCCGUCCAUUGUAUCCCGAUCCGUAUGAGGUUUACGAAGAGACCAAGGGCCAGCGGCCGUUCAUUCAAUUCCCCGACAAGGCCGUGUGGGAUGCCUACGUUGCAGAGCUACAGGAGGAGAAAUUGCGGGCUCUUGGUGUCUCAUUUGGUGACCCCGAGCCUCAAUCUUCGAUCUCUCCAGCAUCGGCUGCUCAGACACCUUUCCCUGGUCUCGUGGCCUCGCCGCCAAUUCCCACUGCCUCAGCUGGAAGCAAUCCCCUGGGUGCGGUGCAUCCCUUCUCACCUCACUUUGGCCAGCCAGCAGGAACGACGAGCGGUGGUAUUGGAUCUCUGGCAUCGCCUGCUUCUCAGUUCAGCGUGCAAACUCCGUUCAUGGGUAUCGAGCAAAGCAUGAUGCCUGGUUACCCAUUCCAAUUCCAGCCUACGCCUCCUGCGCAGGGUUCCAUGACCCCUCAGAACCUGAUCAAUAUUCGCCAAGCCAGCGGAUCGGUGGGCCCUGGGAGCCUUGCUAACUUCAAUUCGAUGCUGUCUCCUGUGUCACCACUUCAUGAACAGGGUGCUUUCCAUGGCUUCAACGAGAAGGCUGUAUGGGAUAACCACUAUGGACAUGAUGGUCAAGACGAUGGACCGCCCUACCCUACUCCCCAGACUCCCGUCAACGCCCCGGAUCACUUCCACGCCUCGAAUGUUGAGAUUGCCCACCCGACACCCCGUGGUCACGGUCACAACUUGAGCGAGACUCUUCAGCGCGGACUCGAUCAAAUGAACCACUCCGAAUACCGUAUGGAUGACCAGAUGGAGCAUCACAUGAACGAGGAUCACGUUGAUCACCACCGGGGCUUUAACCCCGCCAUUCUCCAGAACCACUGGGCGAUGCACGAGCAGGAUCAACACCACCAGAUUCAGAACAACGUACGACAGCCAUCACACUCCUUCUCCCAGCAGCCCCAUGAAUUUUACAACCACUUUGGUCAACCUGAUGUUCAUGAGGGCUCGGAUCUGGAAACGAAUCCCAGUCUUACUGGAACCCCACAUGUUCGCGGUGUCUUGCCUAACCAAGGACCCUGGCAUGAGUCCAAGGCUAGCCAUCACUCCAAGCUCUCCAUUUCAUCCCUCAAUGUGGACGCCAAGCCGUUCGAUCCCACCGCUUCCUUCGCGUCCCAACAGGGAGCGUUUGGUAACAAUGCAUUCCAGUUUGGUGGCAUGGAUGGAAUGGCCCAAUCCGGGUUCGGCUUUGCUCCUGCGCCAUCUUUCGCCCCAGUUAAUGUGAUGAACGGUUCUAUCCAUCAUAACCCCGUUCCUGAGCCCGAGCCCGAACCGAAGCCUAGCUCGUUCAAGUUCUCUGCUGCAUCGUUCAACGUGGACGCACCCGUGUUCAAUCCUUCUGCUAGCCUCAACUCGAAUGCCAGCUCCGAACAGGCCUCUGGUAGCCGGACCAAGAUCUUCGGGGAUAUCGAUUUCGCUGAAAUUGCUAAGCCCCCUAAGCAAUCUAAAGCUAUUCCUAUCGUUCGUCCUGAUGAGAUUGACUCUGCCAGGGAGGAGGAACAUGAGCAGGCGACCAUGGAAGAUGCCGAAGGUCGACCCGUCCCCACCGACCGCCACAAGCGUGCUCGCCGUGCUAUUGGUCAUGCUCAGGGCGAGGCUCGGUAUAGCAUCUCCACGCAACCCUUGGGCGAGGCUGGUAACGCUCAAGCUCAGACCUCAGGCUCUCUCCACAUUCUUGCCGAGGGCAAGGAGAAUGCUUUGCCUGAAGAUGACAAGCAUGCUGAGCGCCGGGGUACCCCGAUGAGCGAGGCUACUACCUGGACUUUGUUUGACGUUAAGAACGAGGGUGACGAAGCUCGAUCCCGUGCUGGAUCAAAUGCUCGCCCCGAACAAACUGAGGAAGUCAAGGAGGAGCCUGUUGCCGAGGCUGAGUCUGAACAGACCGCUCCAGCCAGGGAGCAGAAGCCCGUCAAACAUGCUCUUCAGGACUCUCGGAGCUCCAUCAAGAGCACCAUGUUGUCGCCCACCGCUCAGCCUUUCGAAUUCAAGCCUGCUGUUUCUUCAUUCGUGCCAACGAGUGUGCCUACUUCCGACUUUGCUCAACAGAAGCCUGUUGAGCCAGAGCCUGUUAAGAUUGAGGAAACUCAGUCGAAGCCUGUUGAGAAGCAGCCUGCCAAGGGCGGUCUUAUGGCUUCUCGCUUUGCUACUGCCAGCCCACCCAAGCCCGCGCCUGCAGCUGUUGAGAGGAGCUAUGUCGAGCAAACGCCUCAACCUAGGCAUGAUCUCUCUCGCUGGCAGGAAUCCGCUGAGGAGUCACCGGAUGACGAGGAGCUCAAUGCUAUUAUGGAGCAGCUCAAUGACGACUCUGAUGUUGGCAUCGAGCGCCAGCACACUCCUCUUCCUCCUCACUUUGUCUCCGAGUCCGCUCCCACCAAGGAGCACCGCUUUGGCUCCGCUGAAGCCCGAAGCGAGGCCCCCAGCCCCAGCCCCGGCGGUGGCCAGAAGACCUACAAGCUCAACAUUCCCAAACUCGGCUCCGAUAUCGAUGCCGCCAGCAACGCUACUUUCUCGCCUCAGAAGAGCCUUAUCUCGCGUAUUCAGUCUCCCGUGCGCCAGCUUAUCACUGAGAACGACCAUGUCAGUGAUUGGGAUGACAUGAUUUCCUCGGGCGAGGAUGAGAAGUUCUUCAACCGUAACCGCUUCUUCGAUCGCCGUAUUAAUGAUAUCGUUGGUUCUGCCAUUGAUGAUCGUUUGACUCCCAUGGAGCGUGCUUUGGCUGUCAUCCAGCAGUCCGUUGCUACGAUUGCUUCCGGUACCGCUAGCCGGAGAGUCUUCCGCAGCACCUCCGCUGAGAUGGACGAGAGCGAUGCAGAUGACGAGGAUGAUGAGGGUCACGAGAGUUCUGUUCGUGAACGCUCUCCGCACCACAUGCGCGAUCGCAAGUUGGAGAUGUUGAAGAGUGUCGUUAUGGAAGCCCUGGUUACGCAUGAUAUGCCCAACCGUGGAAUCCAGCACUCGAGUCACAGCGAGAUGGCUCAGCUUAAGGAGAGCAUUGCGGAGCUUCAGGCUCUGACUAUCAAGAAGUUGGCACAAGACCCUGUUGGCGAUAUGCGUGAGAUCCUUGAGGAGUCUCUCGUCCGCCACAUGGCUCAGCAGACCCCGCGGUUGUCGGAGGCUGACGAGAUCGGUGCCGACAGCCUUAUGCUCCAGAUUGACGGUCUGAAGAGCAUGCUGCGUCUCGCUGACGAGCGUUCUGAGACUGAGUACCGACUGCGUCGCGAGGCGACCGAUUCUGUGGGCGAGCUUCAGCAGCUGCUGAAGGUUGCUGAGGAGGAUGCUGCUCGUCACAGUGCGGCUGCAGAGGAUGCAGAGGCCCGUCUUCUCCAGUUCAAGGAGGAGAAGAUUCCCCAUCUGGAGAAGAUGCAGUUCCGUUCCGAGUCCCUCGCUGAAGAGAGUGAGACUCUCAAGGUUACUAUUGCCGAGCUCUCUACCAAGAACAUUGCUCUCGAGGGCACUUUGGAUGAAUACCGUGUUUCGGCUGACAGCUUCCGUCGUCAAUUGGAGACUACCAAGGCCGAGAAUUCGUCCUUGCAUGAGACUGUUGAUGCAUUGCGCACUCGUAUCGAGGAUAGCAUGGCUGCUCGUCAGAACUUGACUGAGAAGUUCGACCGGUUGCAGACUGACAUGGUGAACGUCACGGCCGAUGUUGCGCGCGAGCAGGCUUCCUGGCGCCGGAAGGACGAGGAGCAAGCUGCCAAGUACAAUGAGCUGCUGGCCUCGUUCAACCGUGAGGUCAAGCUUCGUGAGAAGUUGGAGGAGGAAGUUGCCGUCUUCGAGAAGCAGGAGAAAGAGGCUGCUAAGGUCAAGUUCCUCUAUGAGCAGUCACAGCAAGAAAAUGUCAAGAUGGAGGAGACCAUUGCAGUUCUGCGGGCUGAGAAUCACAAUCUUCAGUUGACUGCGGCUCGCUUCGAGCGCGAGUUCAAUGAGGCCCGUGAGAGUAGCCGUAUGGAGAUUCAGCGUACCCGCACGUCGAUGGAGGCGGAUCUCGAGGCUUCCAAUAGCCAAGUCAAUAUCGUUCGUGCCGAGCUCGAGGCUCAGAUCCUUCGUCUUGAGACCCAGCUGGAUAAUGUUCGUCUUGAUGCUGAUACCUCUCGUGAGCGCUAUGAGAUGUUCCUCGAGGAGGCAAAGGAGUCCCGUCUUACUGCUCUUGCUACCGCGAACGAGUCGCGAGAGCUUGCCCUUGAAGAGCAGCGUAAGACUCAUGAGCGGGUGCUUAAUGAUCUUCGCGAGCGCCACGCCCGUGCUCUGCACAAUUCUUCCGAGGAUCGCCAGCGUGGUGAGGCUCAUAUGAUCGACCGCCUGGCUCUGGCGGAUGAUCGGGCUAAGCACCUCGAGGACCGUGUGCAACAUCUCGAGGAGAAGUUGGAGAUUGCCCAGUCCGCUGCUCGUGCAGCCGCUGAAGCCGCUCAAACCGCCAAGGCAGCUCCUACAAUUCCCCUUCCAACUCCCGCGGCGCCUACACACUCGACUUCGCCUUCCAUGUCCUUCAGCAAGGGAUCCCAGGAGCCGGAGAGAAUCUCUCCGCAGGCCCUGCGUGAGUCGAUCUUUGUCUUGCAGGAUCAGCUUCAGCAGCGUGAGACACGUAUCGAGGAGCUUGAGCAGGAGGUUGCUUCCAUGGACAAGGAUGCCCCCAACAAGAUCAAGGAGAGGGACAGCGAAAUCAAUUGGCUUCGUGAGCUGCUCGGUGUUCGCAUCGAUGAUCUCCAGGAUAUCAUCAAGACUCUUUCACAGCCUUCCUUCAACCAGCAUGCCGUCCGCGACGCUGCUAUCCGUCUAAAGGCCAACCUCCAGAUGCAACAGCAAGAGCGGGAACGCACGCUGACCGGCUCCGGUCUGCCAUCGCUUCAGUCUCUCACCGAGCUCGCUGCCUCGCCCCGUUCGCUUCCCCUCGCUGCAGCUGCGGCCUGGGGUAACUGGCGCAAGGCCCGUGAGAGUGCCAACGGAGGCUCAACUCCAUCCGAGCAGACCCCAUCCAAGUCCAGCAACGCCGGCGCAUUCCUAUCCGGUCUUCUGACUCCUCCGAGUUCCCAUGCCCGACAGAAUGCUCCCAACACGAGUGGUCCCGGACGCGCUUACGCAGAGACCCGCCCGCUGAGAGGCUUCAACUCCACCCCUCGCCGUGGAUCGGUUCGUCAGGAAGUCCCCAUCACCGAGCCACCAAAGACUCCUCCUCUCCUCCGCCGCUCGAGCUAUGAUCACGACGCCGAGCCGGCAAACUACGAAGAGGGAAACUUUGCCUCGGAUGAUAUCGAGUCUACCGUCGACGGCAUGGUCUCAGCUUCGCCAAAGGACUCGGACGAGGGACCCUUCGGCCCGUCGAUUUCCGCUGAAGCUAUCGCCGAAGAGUGA